AUGGAUUUCUGGGCUGGUGACACCGAUCCUUCCCUCAUCCAAUUCUUCACACCUGACACCGACACCGACACCAACACCAACUUCAAAAUAGCCAACACUGCACUCGACCCCGGGAACCCCGUGGACGAGCCGUUCAUAUGGGUUUGGGCGAUGAAGCACAAUCAAGACUUUAUCCCCCAAGAGAUGCACCAUCACCUCUACAACGCGUUUUCGAAGUACCUCCGCAAAUCCCCAGGGGGCAGCAACACCGCCAUUUUCUGGGAUCCGGUCUUGAUGGAAGAAGACGAUAGUCUCUUCAACAGCAACGACCAGCACGGCUUCACCAUUCGAAGGGGAGCCACGAGUGCCGACGGAAAGACCGCGUAUCAACUCGUCGUCAUGAAAAGCGAAAACUGCUACCAUGGCGUUAUCCCAUCAUUUGGCGAGCUCAUAGUGCUUGUUCGCUGGAUGCUGAGUGGAAUCAAAAACCACAAGCACCAAUUCGGCAGGUACCACCGAAAUGAGCGCCCCCAACUUGACUUCCCGACAAUGGCUGUCUCCUUCCUCCCCGACGCUCGAGUUCGAGUAUUGUAUGGGUAUUUCGACGAAGGCCGACUCAAAGUCGCCUAUACCCAAUCACUCAACUUCGACGCGGAGGACUACGCCAACAAAAUGGAUGGACUUCUCCAGUGGGCAUGCCCCUUAACUGAUGGGGACACCACCAAACCCUUCCAACAAUCGAGGACGAUGAGGAAGACCAGUGGGAUGAGUGGGAGAAGUGGGAGCUACGAUAUAGGGAGGACAGCGAAGACGAGGGUCUGGGAACUGAAUCAGACGGAGAGGGUGACAGCGUUGAGGCACAAAAAGACCUCAGUGGCUGUAAGUCGGGAUUCGACGAGGAUGAUGAGAGCUGUUGGGAAGACGAGGAUCCCAUUGAGGAUUGGAGGGACGAGGAGUUCGUGA
Molecule: messenger RNA, 942 nt
Organism: Penicillium egyptiacum
Lineage: Eukaryota; Fungi; Ascomycota; Eurotiomycetes; Eurotiales; Aspergillaceae
Source: the annotation of a GenBank genome assembly